Lampris incognitus (smalleye Pacific opah) is the source of this 2101-nucleotide messenger RNA. It is a transcript of the gene wars2, whose product is annotated as tryptophanyl tRNA synthetase 2, mitochondrial. The record is from RefSeq and is a predicted model, not a curated record. The transcript has 5 exons. Bases 190 to 987 code for a protein of 265 amino acids. Gene Ontology annotation, molecular function: tryptophan-tRNA ligase activity; ATP binding. Lineage: Eukaryota; Metazoa; Chordata; Actinopteri; Lampriformes; Lampridae. Gene Ontology annotation, biological process: mitochondrial tryptophanyl-tRNA aminoacylation. Gene Ontology annotation, cellular component: mitochondrial matrix; mitochondrion.
CCGGGAGAUGGGAGGGUCUUCUCAGGGAUCCAGCCAACAGGGGUGCCCCACCUGGGGAACUACCUGGGGGCUCUGGAGAGCUGGGUGGCCCUGCAGAGCCAGUACCCUUCGGUGCUGUACAGCGUGGUGGACCUCCACUCCAUCACUCAGCCACAGGACCCGGGCCAGCUGAGGGCCAACAUACUGGACAUGGCAGCCAGCCUGCUGGCCUGCGGCAUUGACCCAGAGCAGUCUAUCCUCUUCCAACAGUCUCAGGUUUCGGAGCACGUCGAGCUGUCCUGGAUCCUGGGCUGUCUGACCAGCAUGCCUCGUCUUCGACACCUCCCACAGUGGAAGAUGAAGAGCAAGCAGAAAAAUGAAGGCAGUGUGGGUCUGUACACGUAUCCUGUCCUGCAGGCUGCUGACAUUCUCCUCUACAAGUCCACUCAUGUCCCCGUUGGAGAGGACCAGGUCCAGCACCUUGAGCUCGCUCAGGACUUGGCUCGGAUCUUCAACCAUCGCUACGGAGACCUGUUUCCUGAGCCACGUGCCUUGCUUAGCUCCACACGAAAGGUCAAAUCUCUCCGCGACCCUUUUUCCAAGAUGUCCAAGUCCGACCCCCAGAGCAUGGCCACGAUCAACCUCACCGACUCACCCGACAACAUCGCUUUGAAGAUCCGCCGGGCCGUCACUGACUUCACCUCUGAGGUCACCUUUGACCCCGAGAUGCGACCGGGUGUGUCCAAUCUGGUGAGCAUCCAUGCUAGCAUGGCGAUGGUCAGCGUGGAGGAGGCGCUGUCCCAGGCCCAGGGGCUGGACACGGGGGCCUACAAGCAGCUGGUGGCAGAGGCUGUGAUCCAGAGGCUCACGCCCGUCAGGGAGGAAAUGGAGAGGCUGAGGGCGGACCGGGGACACCUGGAGGCAGUCCUGGCUCGGGGGGCGCACAGGGCUCGGGAACUGGCCGCCCCGGUCCUCCGAGAGGUCCGCCAGCGAGUCGGCUUCUCCUGAAACUGGCAGAGGAUUUGGGGAAUUGGAUAGCCUCCCUACUCAGUCCGUGAAUGAUGCCGACUGCACUUUGGAAAGUGCUCUCCCUGGUCUGGUACUUUUGACAAUAGGGCCUCUCCUAAUCUGCGUGACAGCCAGACAGUUUUCUGAAAGGGGUCUACCGCCUUCUAGCAAAGCCGAGGAGCAGAUAAUGUUAAUUCAUACUUGGUUACUUGACACUUUUAUCAGCAUUCAUUUGACAAGAAAUGACACCGUUUUGACCAAAAAAACAAAACAAAAAAUGCUGCACACUUUUCCUUUUCUAACCGUUCAUUGUUCAUGUUCAGAGUUUUGUUUCAUUUUGGUUGGUUGGUUUAUUUUGGUUUGGAAUCAGCGCCAUGUUGGACAGCGUCGUCUCCCACAGUUUGGAGUCCUUUCACGAAACAUAAACGCUAGAUGUUGCCCGGCAGAUUUGUCUCUCGACGAGUUGAAAAGCGUAAAGCAACCAAAUAUAAAUUACCCUGAAAAGCAUGAGUAAUAAUUCUGAAAACGACUGUAGAGUUUCUCCCACAUCUCAACAAAAGUGUUGCCAGCAGAGAGGUGGGCCGAAAUGUUUAUUGAUACAAAAUCCACACCCUCGUCGCGAUCUCUGACCUUUUUUAAGGAUCCAAAACGGUGUAACGGGCGUUUGCCUUAGCGGGGCAUUGUGCAGGGGUGUAUUUAUUUCAGAUGUUGUGACAUCAUGGUGCCGUGUAUUUUGCUCAGGGAAAUUCAGUCGGCUAAAUGUUGCGUAGAAAGCCCGCCGAACGCAGCACCGUACACAUACCAGUGAACAACAUGGGUUACAACUCAUCAAAAAAUCAUCGACACUCAUGGUUAAAAUAUCGACACUGAUGUAGUCCCAACUGCCUCUGCCGAGCUUUAUCAUAGACAGAAUGACCUUUAGUGCAGCUGUAGCAUCGCCGCAUGUGUCCCUCAUGUAUCACGGCCUUCACCAAGGUGACAGACCGGGAAAGACUUCAGAAUAUGACGGCGAAGACUUAUGAGAGAUGUUAAGUGCUGUCCAGUGGGUAAAAGUCCAGGAAACAACUGGUGUUUCAUCACGUCGGCUUGUAUAUAUUGCUCUUGAUGUGUCAUA